AUGCCUGCUGCCUCAUCAUCUACCACUCUCUUACCAGCCGCCGGCUCGGCCUCGCCAUCCAUCAGCCGCAAGUCAUCAGCUUCAGCUCCCGAAAAGAAAUACAAGUGCCAGUUCUGCAAUCGCGCUUUUAGCAGAAGCGAGCACCGCAGCAGACACGAACGAUCGCACACCAAAGAACGUCCUUUCAAAUGCCUCAAGUGCCGUAGCACCUUUGUUCGUCGCGAUCUCCUUCUGCGCCACGACCGUACCGUACACGCAAAGGAUGGAGGUGUGCCGUUGCAAAGCGACACCAAACGACGAAGCAAUGCAUCCAAGCAGUCGCCUGAAGCAGCCCCGCCCAAGCUCCCCAUGGGCAUGGAGCAGGCAGCCAUCGAGCAGAUGAGUGCCGACGAUGGCAUGUUCGGUGUCGAGGAAGCAGCCAUGCUGAUGACCAACUUUCAACAGAAGGCUGCCAUGUCCACGCAGAUGCCCGAACCCAUCCUUGCCGAACCCUCGUAUCCUCAAGCCGGUUCCAUGACGCUUCCUCAAAUGCCACAAACACACUGGGACACCAUGAUGCCUCAGCCCAUGGCCAAGUCGCAGUCAAUAUCGUCUCAAAGCACCACUGCUGGUCACGAUGGUCGUUUGACCCAGGCUUCAGCUGGUCCCAUGGGUAUCCACAGUCAGCUGCCUCCCCUCAUGGAGCAGCAAUUUGGCAAUGCUUCGCUCUCGGCCCUUGGAACUCCCGGCGCUCUGUCGCCUUUCCCUUCGAUGAUGGGACCCGUGUCUCCUGUCGACUACCGCCGUUCUCCGGGUCCCGCUCAGGUCUGCACCAUGCCCAAGCCGCCUCAAGUUGAGUCCGAAGACCAGAUUGCUAGUAUUCUGCAAAACAUCAAGCACUGCGACAGCGAGGGUGCUCUGCUCGAUACGUUCCGUCUCCCCCACGGUGACGACCUGAACCGUUACUUGUCGACUUAUUUCACCCUGUUCCACCAUCACCUGCCGUUUUUGCAUCCUUCCUCGUUCAACCCGGCACACGUUUCGGCACCCCUGCUGCUCUCAGUCCUCUCAGUCGGCGCUCUUUAUGCCUUUGAGCAAGAUUCGGCUUACAUGCUCCACAUCGGAUCCAAGCUUCUGAUCAACCAGUUCCUGGUCAAUAAGGAGAACUUCAGCUCUCGCAAAUGCCCUAUCUGGGCUAUGCAAGCCACCUUGCUCAACAUGAUCUUUGCCAGCUGGAGCGGUGAUCCGAAGGGACUUGAGUGGGCCUGCUCGGUCAAGAGCCUUGUCGCCAACAUGGUCGCUGGUAACAGGUAUGAGCUUAAGUUGCGUUCCGAGGCCCGCCAAGGUGCGCAGCCCAAUCACCAGGAAUGGAUUGAAGACGAGAGCUGCCGCCGUACAUAUUACGCGGUUUAUAUCUUCUUUGGCCUACUGACCAUGACAUAUAACCACACGCCGGCCAUCAGCUUCAACGAGUUCGACACCCUGGAAUUGCCGUCUUCCGAGACUUUGUGGGCCCUUGACGUUAACCAGAGUGCAGUCUGGCACGAGAGCAUGAAGGCUACGAGCAUCAUCACUUUCCAGGAGUCUCACUGUGCCCUCUUCCAGGGCGAGCCUGCUCGCUACAGCGCCUUCGCUACUCGCGUCAUGAUCAACGCCCUCUUCCUCGAAGUCUGGUAUCACAAGAGAUGCCCUGAGGCUCUGCAGGACGUCGUUACCGAGUACAAGCUUCGUCUGGCCCUGGAAUCCUGGGAGAAAUCUCUUGACAUUUGUGAGCCUGAGACAGUUGUUGUUCAGCUCAGUGCGCCUCACCGAGGACAUCCUCUUAUCUUCAACGCCAUGGCCGUGUACCGCAACACCACUGCUAGACUCAUGGUCGAUCUCAAGUCCGUUCAGGAGGCUCUUCGUUACCACGAUCCUUACGAGGUUGCUGCUGCUAUGACCAAUGCGAGAGAUAAGGUCAAGCGUUCUCCUGAGAUGCUCAAGGUCAUUCAAGCCUGCUUCGAUUGCGUCGAAGUCGCCGCUGUACAUGGCAUCCGCUGGGUUGCUCGCACAUCGGCCACCAACUGGAGUAUCGAGCACCCGCUCUGUGGACUCGACCUUAUGGUCAUCCUAACGCUCUGGCUCUGGCGUGUUGAACACGACGAGGAAGCUCCCAACGCCGAGGAGAUCGCCAUGUACGAAAAGCUUCGCAACUUGUUCGAUGACGACUCUGUAGACAUGUACGGCAGACUCAGCUCAAGUGUUGCCCGUUUGUGGGGUAGCAUGAUCGACGAAGUGGUAGUUUGGGGAAUCACUAAACUUAUGGGUGAAUCUUUCAAGCUCCAUGCUCAGGCUCUCGCUGGUUACGAAGAGGCCAUGCUCGCACAAGAGCAGGCACACUCCGCCCCAGCCAUGACCUCUCACAACCUUGCAGUGGCCGCUUACUAG
Messenger RNA from Aureobasidium pullulans EXF-150, 2406 nucleotides. RefSeq lists its product as uncharacterized. Gene Ontology annotation, molecular function: zinc ion binding; RNA polymerase II cis-regulatory region sequence-specific DNA binding; DNA-binding transcription factor activity, RNA polymerase II-specific. Gene Ontology annotation, cellular component: chromatin. NCBI's taxonomy places the organism in Eukaryota, Fungi, Ascomycota, Dothideomycetes, Dothideales, Saccotheciaceae. The record is from RefSeq and is a predicted model, not a curated record. Gene Ontology annotation, biological process: regulation of transcription by RNA polymerase II; DNA-templated transcription. The coding region runs from base 1 to 2406 and encodes 801 amino acids. The transcript has 2 exons.